CAGCCGUCAUUCAUUAGAAAGGUAUGCUGAUCCGCCGGGGGGCAGGACGGCGCAAACCCCCUCGGUCACCGGAUCGGCGGCAGCUGCUUGGCCCCCCGGUGCUAUUUUCACCUCCAGGAUAAAGUGCUGUGCAGCCGUCGGUCUGCACCGCGGCAGCAGCUGCAGUCAGACCAGAGCAGCGGCAGGAUGAAGUCUACAGGCAGCGACCGCAGCGCGCAGCACGACGCCUUCGCCUCCGACCUGGACGACCUGGACAGCGGCAGCGGCAGCGACAGCUCCGACGGAAAGUCUACCGGCGGCUGCAGCCCGCGCAGAGAACCGGGGCAGGUCGGGAAGGAGACGGGAGGAUCUCGAACCGGUGCAACGAGACGAAGGAGGAGGCGGAGGAGGAGCGGCAGCGGAGGUGGACGAGGCGGCGCAGACUCGCGUCUGUCCGGAGUGAGCAAACAAAGACAGGCGGCCAACGCGCGGGAGCGGGACAGGACGCACAGCGUGAACUCGGCCUUCACGGCGCUGCGCACACUCAUUCCCACCGAGCCCGCCGACAGAAAGCUCUCCAAGAUAGAGACGCUGCGCCUGGCCUCCAGCUACAUCUCCCACCUGGCCAACGUGCUGCUGCUGGGGGAGGACUGCCGGGACGGGCAGCCCUGCAUCCGCUACCAGAGCAUCCUGCACGGCCCCGCUGCGCUCAGUGCGCCCCCUCUGCGGCCCAUCUGCACUUUCUGCCUCAGCAACCAGAGGAAACUGCUCAGAGACGGAGGGAAACACUCGGCUGCUGUGUGAAACGAAGCGGCUCCGCACAGAUGUGGAUGUUUUUGUUUACAUGUAGGACUUUGUACAUAUAUGACUGUAUUUAUUUUUGGGGGUUAGACGAGACAACAAAGGACAGAUUUGACACUGACGAGCACUUUGUGACCCUCUGUGUUUUGGCUGAGCUGUAACCUGAGCCGAUGUGUAAAGUUGCACCUGACGUGGGGCUAUUUUAAGUCCCACCAAUAGUCCAAACUACCCCACCAGCCAACUCCUAAAAAAACAGAAAGAAAAGCGUGUCGCCUUCAGUCACAUGAAGGAAACUGAAGAGCAGCUACUGCAGUGGUCGCUGUCAGUUCAGCGUUGCCUUCAAGUGCUGUCAGGAAUCAUCGGAAUCACGCAGGGGGCGAUUUAAAGGGGCAUUAAAGCCUCGCCUCUGGUGGUGACUGACGGGAACUGCAACAACACUGACAGAACUGAUCUCUUCUCAGGAAUCUGAAAGUCACAGUUGAUAUUUUACACCACGUCCUGCAACUAGGGGGCGCUCUACUGCUCCAAUGUGCUCAUUUAUGCUACAUUAAAGGACAACUUUAGAGAUUUUCUGCUUUUCUUACAGUCAACAAAUCCCAUUAGUGAACACGUCAGUGCCUUUGGGUGUUUCAUCUGUAUGAGCCAAAUGGAAAAAUACGGAAAAUAGCAAAAAAUAUAUUAGAUAUUCACGUGUCUUUGAAAAAAUAAACAAAAAGUGCAUCAUAGAACCAGCAAAGACAAAGAAUAUAGACACUAAACAGUCUGUGAGACAUCGAGGUGGCAACAUCCAGUGUUUCUGAUGCAGAAUCAGAUAAUAGUGUUUGCUUGUUGCAAAUCCAAAGCACAGAUAAAUAUGAUAAAGUCUCAUUUCAUUAAUAUGCAUGUUAUUUAAAUAGGGUUAAAUCUGUUUAAUUGACAAGAUAUUCCAUAUAAGCUGACAUGCAUGCAUGAAAAGACUGAAUCCUUACAUGUAAAACACCCUCCAAAAGCUACAAAGAAAACCUAAAAAACAGCUAAUUUUCACCUUUCCUUACUCCCAUGGAGUUAAUGUAGGCCAAAGGACAAACUGAAAUUAAAGAUUAAAACGCUUUCUUUAAAACUUUCUCAGAACUUGGAGGUACUGUUGAGAUAUUUCCUGCUACACUGGGAGACAACACUUACAUGUCAUUGUUGGUUUUGACCUUUUCGUGGGGUCCGUUGCCUGUAAGAAAAAGUAGAAAAUCAAGAAAGGAUGGAUUUUAGAUGCAAUGUGGAUAAACUGAUGCCAAAUAUUCACAUUAACACUGGGCUUCAUGAAUUGAUCUCAAAGUUGAACAGAAGAGAGCUGCAUCGAUGUGAUCGGUGCUUAAAUGUAGAGUUAGCUUCAAGCUAACUUCUGCAGGGUUGGUAUGUUGGGUAUUUAGGGAGAAUCUAGAAGAACUGCACUAAUAGUUUGGCGGCCAAAAUGUCAGGAAUGAAGCAAAUCACCAAAUGUUCUUUAAAAUCACGCAAACAUGGAGGAUUAAUUUGGAUAUUUUCAUCGUGCUUUGCAAGCUUUUACAAAAUCAGGGCGCUUAUUUCUCUGAGUUUGGAUAAAUGUGGAGCCACAGCUGUCACUUCUUUGCACACUCACAGUAAAUAUGAUUUCCUGUUCAGUCUCAUUAGUUUAUUGGUCACUUUGCAGCUAAUCACAUCCUGCAAAUUGCACAAAUGAAGUCACUUUUUUCCAUUUGCAGGCGAGACAUCAGUGUUCUGUUGCUACGCCGCUAAUCCUGCAAAGCGAGAUAACGCUUGUAAAAACACUUUAAAAAGAAAAUCUGCUUUUCGAUUCGACUGCAAUGACAUGAAUCUAGACCUGAUAUUUCAACUGGGAACUGAAAGAUAUUUUAGGCUUCGUUGAAGCAGAAAUGAGGGAUUUGUUCCUGCAUUGUGGCUUUUUGUGUAUCUUUGCUGAAACUUCUAAUUUUAGCCUGAACUGUUCUGAUGAAUUUAUUAGCAGUGUGCUGAACUGUUUACUUUUGCAUUGUUGCACAACUUCUUUUUUUUCACUUUAAAAACACAGAACUGCAACGUUCUGAGAGCACAUGAAUGCGGGACGCCCCGGCUUGCACUAAUUUGGAGAACAUGUGGAUGUAAUCCUUCUACGAUCAACCGGAUCUCUUGAUCUUUAUCUCACAGCACUAAACUAUCAGUGGGAAAUGUUGCACACUACCUCAGACCUGUUUUAAACAUGAAGGCCUACCUCUAAAUCAAAUGAGCAACUGUGUGAAAAUGUACUUGAAUCAACUGUCCUUUGCACAUCGCAAAUACCGAGAAGCUGCUUGAAGAGAAAAAUGUAUUUUUGUACAAUAAAAAUUAGGAUGUUAAACUGCCUUGUUUGUGUAAUUUGUGACUUAAUUUCUGCUGACAGUAAAUACACUAUUUUAAUAGAAGGUCACAUGCUAGAAAUGUGCUUAAAGACUUCAUCAGGUGUUUAAAAUGCCAGAUCUAGAGGAAAACUGUUGCCUCAUUUCUUAACUCAGUUUUGUCAAACUCUGAAACAGUUGCAAGCCCCACCACAACCCCCAGAUAGGAAAAGAUACAUCAAAAUCGACACAUAAAUUAACAAACUUACCAGUCAGAAGGAAGGGCUUUGAUCUAUGAAGGAUGUUCCAGAGAGACGAGAUGAGAGAGAUUUAAAUUACCCUAAAAAGACAAAACGGCAACAAAGACAUGUGAAACAAAAUGAGACCCAUAAUAACCAAGAUGCGACACAAAUUGACCUCAAGGACACAGAAGGAUCACAAUCUGACAAGGAAAUGGCCCCAAAGACACAAAAUGAGCCAAAUGUGACAUAAAAUUACCAAAAUAUUACAAAACAUGACUCAAAAGAACACAGAACUGCUACAAAAAGAUGCAAAACAACCAAAAUGUGACUCAAAAUGAGCAGAAUUAAAUGCACAUGACCACAAAGAUGCAAAUAUGAAGAAAAACGACCAUCAAAAGAUGCUAAAUGGCUCAAAAGACAUACAUAAUCACCAAAAUGCUGCAAAAACUGACCGCAUCGGGAUACAGAGACCAAAACGUGGCAAAAAAAAAGUGUUUCCACACAAAAACAAAAUGAAUGACCACAAUCAGACACUAACUGGCUAAAAUGUUGCCAAAACAUGACGAAAACAUUGCAACAAAGAGACACAAAAUGACCGCAAGGAACACAAAAUGACCAAAAUCAAAUUUAAAUGACCACAAAGAGGUGCAUGGGACAAAAAACAACCAUCAAGAGAUGCAAAAUGACCACAAAGAGACCCAAAAAUUAUGAAAAAUGUUGCACAAAAUGAUCAAAAUUUGUCGAAAGGUGAUUUUAAAGAACAAAAAGUGGCUAUAAAGAAAUGCAAAAUGACCAAAACGUCACAAAAACAGGCACAAAAUGAUAAAAACGUGAAAAAAUGACCCAAAGACACACAGUGACCAAAAUGUUUCAAAACUGACUACAAAAAUACACAAAAUACCCAAAAUGUGAUGCAAAAUGAGCAAAAGUAAAUGCAAAAGGCCACAGACGCAAAUGUGAUUAAAAACCAUCAAGAGAUGCAAAAUGACCAAAAUGACCCAGAAGAGAUACAAAAUAUUACAAAAAUUAUCCGAAAGGGACACAAAAAGGGACAAAAAAAUGAUCCUAAUGUGACAAAUAUGACCCCAGAGAUUCAAAAUGUUCCCAAAGACACAAAAUGUGACAAAAAAUUAUCCCAGAGACACAAAAUGUGACAAAAAUUAUCCCAGAGACAAAAAUGACUCCAGACACACAAAAUGUUACAAAAAUGACCCCAAUCAGACAAAAUGUGAUAAAAAAAUGACCUCAAAGAGACACAAGAUGUUACAAAAAUGACCUAAAAUAGACACAAAAUGUUACAAAAAUAGCCCGAGACACAAAAUGUGACAAAAAAUGUUACCCUAAAGAGACACAAAAUGUUACAAAAAUGACAUAAUAGACACAAAAUGUUACAAAAAUAGCCCCAAAGAGAAAAUGUGAUGCAAAAUGAGCAGAAAUAAAUGCAAAAGGCCACAAAGGGAUGCAAAUGUGAUGAAAAAUCACCAUCAAGAGACCCACAAUGGCCCCAAAGAGACACAAAAUGCUACAAAAAUGAACACAGAGGGGAAACGACCAAAAUGUGACACAAGAUGCGCACAACAAACAACCACAAGAUGCAAAUAUGACCAAAAAAAACAAUAAACAACCAAUAAGACACGCAAAAUGGCCAAAAGGUGACAAGAUAUUAUCAGAAAGAGAAAUAAAAGGACCGAAAUACACCGAAAUAGCACCAAACACAUACGUGACAAAACUUGGCACAGACACACAACAUUAGCACAAACGAUGCUGAUGUGCAGCAAACCCACAGGGAAAGACUGGAGCAGUUCACAACUUUGUUGUUGUUGCUGUCACUACUAAGAAGACUUUUGUCUUUUAAUGUGCAUCCAAUCAGACAGAGCAAAAGGAAAUUGUUCAUAGAUAAUUCAGCUUAGCUCAUUUUCCAUUCUGCCACCCACAAUGCAACUCACUCUUGCAAAAGCUGAUGUUUGUUUACACAAGUUUAAUGAGACAUUUUACGUUUAAAAAUAACGCAUUAAAUCAAGAAAAACUUAACUACCUGCACAUCCUUGUAAAUAUGAAACCAUAAUCCAUAAUUACAAGGUUUGAAACUUUUAUUCUUCUGUAAAUCUGAAGUGCUUCUGCACAAACACCAGUAAUUAUUUAUUGCCAAGCAGUAAAUUUAUGAUUGUAGGUGCUGCAAGGAAAAUGAUUCAAAGCCACAUGAUUAAAGCUUAAGUCACUUUAAUCUUUAAUCUUUUAAUUUUGAUGAACAUUUUCAUUUUCUUUCAGGCAGCAAUGGGCUUCCAUGAACUUAUUUAAUGUUUUUCCUUUUUUUUAAUCUAUAGACAUUUUUAAAGCGAAUAUUCUCAUAGAUAAUUUCUAAAAUAACAACACAGCUGUACAUGAUUUCAUCCCUGGAGAGUUUAUUUGCAGAGGACACGAGUUCUUACCUUCAUGGCUUCUUUCAUCAGGCGUUCUGAAGAGCUGUAAUUAAAGUUAAGGCUUGUAUUGAUUACAAAUAUUAUUAAAACACUUUAAAUCAACGGUGAUUGUUUUUAAAUAAAAUAACCAAUCAUGGACAGACACCACAGUGAGAACCAUUUCAAUAAUCUUUAUUUCAUAAAAAAGUCAAAUCGGUUUUUAUAUCAGAUUAAAGAAAGUAGAAACCAAUAAUAAUCGGUUAGCUGGCGAGGCAUCUUACAGGGGGGGCGUGUCUUCUCACGGACUGACCACAUCCACCUCGACAGGCAGUACAGGUUUACCCAAAAGUCAAGAAAGAAGGCCAAGUUUAAGACUGAACACGAGCCAAAACAUGAGCGGGGCAAAAAAAAAAAAAAAAAAGUUACAAGGGGCAGGAGUUGAGAAAACUUUGGCAAAAACAUUUUAUUUCUUGUCGUCGGCCUCGUAGUCGCAUGGCAGAAAGGUGAAGGUUUUCAAAUUCAGAUUCGUCGAGAUCACAUGGAAUGUUUUCUUUCCAGAUUACAGAAGGCAUUACAACGAUAAUAAUACCCAAAAAAAAUAAUAAGAAUAAUAAAAAAAAUAGAGAGGGAGGAUUCAUGGUUUUCCACUUUAAGGACAGAGCCCUUCUUCUUGUUUUCCUGUCGUGUUUAAAUAACGUUUCAAUGUUUUGGAGUGGUGGAAGGAUGUUUGUGUGUGUUUGAGGAUAAAUAAGUAACAGGAGGUAGAAGAGAAAGAAGGGCAAAGACAUUCUACUGCUCCUGCUGCUACUUGUUAAAAAAAAAAAAGAAAAA
This is a messenger RNA of Amphiprion ocellaris (clown anemonefish), 6576 nucleotides long. RefSeq names its product basic helix-loop-helix transcription factor scleraxis. The coding region runs from base 187 to 783 and encodes 198 amino acids. The transcript is spliced from 2 exons. Gene Ontology annotation, biological process: regulation of transcription by RNA polymerase II; developmental process. The record is from RefSeq and is a predicted model, not a curated record. Gene Ontology annotation, molecular function: protein dimerization activity; DNA-binding transcription factor activity, RNA polymerase II-specific; RNA polymerase II transcription regulatory region sequence-specific DNA binding. NCBI's taxonomy places the organism in Eukaryota, Metazoa, Chordata, Actinopteri, Pomacentridae.